Molecule: messenger RNA, 1046 nt
Organism: Owenia fusiformis
Lineage: Eukaryota; Metazoa; Annelida; Polychaeta; Sabellida; Oweniidae
Source: the annotation of a GenBank genome assembly
AUACCAUUAUUACAGAUAUCAAUAUUAUGCAUAACUGGAAAAAAUAUCGAAAGAAAACAGUAUUUUCUUUCGAUACAGCAGUCUGUUAACAUUUCAAUUACGAAAAGAUAUGUCUCAUAUUUCUUAUCUUACAUAUAUCUUCUAGACAAUAAACUGCAAUAAAUGAGUCUAUCGGUACAUAGAGGACAAUCUAGUAACACAAUAGUGAAGCCAUUGAAUAGGAUGGAUCUACAUUCUUCGCAAUUAGUAAUGAUAUUCCGGUUGUGUUGUCUUGACAUAUUGUAGUAAGGUUAUGGAGAUAUGGCAGACCGAUAGAACACGGAGAUAAUUAAAAGAAGUUAGAAUGGUGGCUAUCUCUUUCACAGAUUGGCUGUUUCUACUGAUGACUGCUUGUAUAGUGAGCUGUAAGAAGAAACCGGCCUACACGUACGUUGGCGAUCACGCUUUCACCUUAGCUGAUGAAAACUUCUGCCCCGGUACCCAUGACUCCAUCAUCGAUGACACAGAGGUAGAAUGGGACUUCGAAGACAGAGCCAACGUGACAAGGCCAACAGGUUUAGUUUUAGCUAACUCAACUAUUCAAGGGGCAGGAUUAGGUAUCUUUACGACAUAUACAAUUCCUGCUGGGGUCUGGUUUGGCCCAUAUGAGGGUGAGGUCAUUUACGACGAAUAUCAACUACACUACAACGCGGACUAUGCAUUCCAGUUAAAGAAGAAUGACUAUAUCUACAUGUACAGAGAUGCAUGGAACCCUAAUACCUCUAAUUGGUUGAGGUACGUCAACUGUGCUACUGAUAUGAUGGAGCAAAACUUAGAAUUCCUGCAGUGUAAAGAUGAGAUAUACUUCAGAAGUAUAAAGACUAUACUAGCUGGCCAAGAGCUGAUGCUCUUUUACGGGUUUGGCUACUUAUACAAACUGAAAAUUGACAUGAACUCCUAUUGUAAAUGGUAUAAUGGAACAUUCUACCAGGCAAUAGACUCGGAUUUUAUAUGCACAGAUGAAGACUUUCGCGUAGCAUAUGAGUAAGAGGAGGGAAAACCCCAUG